Messenger RNA from Enterobius vermicularis (human pinworm), 213 nucleotides. The record is from the annotation of a GenBank genome assembly. Lineage: Eukaryota; Metazoa; Nematoda; Chromadorea; Rhabditida; Oxyuridae.
AUGACGGCUCAAAAAGAUUCUUAUGGAAUGACUGAGGAAGCUCAUGAGGAAACUACGACUCCACUGAGCCCGGAACUCUAUGAUAAGGUGAACAAGGGCGACAAUCAUUGUUGCUGCAGAUGUCCAAUGAACAAUCUCAACAAAAGGAAUGUUGACGUAAAUUACAAUCAUGUCGUUGGCUUGGGAUUCCUAAAGGAGUUAUUCCCGCUGUAG